GUGCGCGUUGCGCCAGUUCCCAGCUGCGCUUGAAGGGGGACGGCGAUGGCGGCGAAGGCGGCGGCGGUUACGGUGCUGGCGCCGAAUGGCAGGCGGCAGCAGGUGAAAGUGGCGGCGAGUACACCGCUGCUACAGGUUUUAGAAGAGGUGUGUAGAAAACAGAAAUUGGAUCCCGAGGAAUAUGGUCUGAAGUUCCAGAGAACAGUUUUGGAUUUGUCACAGCAGUGGCGGUUUGCCAAUGUCCCUAACAAUGCCAAGUUGGAGAUGGUUGCAGCUGCACGUCAGCAUGCUGGAGCAGAGAGCAAGGUUCGGAUUGCUCUACAACUUGAAGAUGGAUCCAGACUUCAACACUUUUUUCAGUCUGGUUUGACUCUCUGGGAUCUUCUUGAUCACUUUCCUGAGACCAGGAUUUCUGAAGAACAGCUGUUGGAAGCUAUUCCAGUCUGUGUUUAUAUGAGAGAUGAGAUAGCUGGAGAAUCUGCACUAAAGGCAACUACUCUAAAAUCACUUGGACUUACUGAUGGUAGUGCCAUCAUUAGAUAUGUUUUGAAGAGAUCCAAUGUGGAUGAACAAAAUGGAGCAAUGGAUUUGGCUUCAAUUUCUGACAAACAGCCAGUGAACAAAUCUGAAUCAAAAACUGUGCUGAUUGAGGUUGUUGAUGGCUCUGCAACUGAACCAGGCUCUGUUUGUUCUGUCGAUGAUUCUAGUCCUAAUGGGUUGAGCACAGAGAUUAAUUUGCACAGAACUGUGGAGGUGUUUGCACAGAAGAAAGUACCAUCAAUGGACUUGACACAAGAACGAAGCAAAGACAGUACAGAUCCUUUUCAGAAGAAAGAUGAAGAUAAAUUGUCACCUGAACAGAUCAGCUCUGAAUCAUCAGAAAAUCCAUGUGAUGGUUCAGCACAGCUUGUUGCUCCUGAUUCAAGUCCUCCCUCAGAAUAUUCUGAUGUUUCAGACUGUAUUGCCUCAUCCACCAAAAACAAUGAAAGUCCUGAACUUUCCUCCUUUCCAACAGGAAGUCAAGAUCUGAGCAACUCGGGAAUGGAUCGUAAUCAAUUUAUCCUUGAUGAACCAUCAAAGGCAACAGCACACUCUUCUACUUCAGCUGGUCCACCACAUCCAAAGAAAUCAAAAACUGUUCCUCAGCAGUCACCUUUAAAGAGCUCAGAUGCUACUCAACCUCUGAAGCUGGAGCCUCUAGAAUCAUCCAGCAGUAAAGAAUAUUUGAAGCCCGUUGACAGAGAGCCACUUGUUUACCAUUUGGAUGGAAAGAAUCCUGUUCAAGAAUCAAGUGGUUUUGAGGAACUUCCUGAUGAAUUCUUUGAAGUUACCAUAGAUGAUGUUAGAAAACGUUUUGCUCAACUGAAAAGUGAAAGGCGACGUCUUGAAGAGGCUCCGUUGAUGACAAAAUCGAUGAGAGAAAUUUACAUGAAAGAAAAGACAGAGCGCUAUCCUAAGGUUGUUCUAAGAGUGCAGUUUCCUGACAGAUAUGUCUUGCAAGGUUUCUUCAGACCCCUUGAAACAGUUGGAGCACUGAUUGAAUUUGUGAAAAUGCAUCUGGUUGAUCCAGCAAUUUCAUUUUAUUUAUUUAAAACACCACCUAAAGUGCUUCUUGAUAAACCAACUGCAACACUUUUCGAGGCAAACUUGUUUCCUGCAGCCCUUGUCCACUUUGGCUCUGAAGUCAGAAUGGAUUGCUACAUAUGUGAAGAGUUCUUGAAGUCUCCAACCUCUAUGUCCCAGGCAGACCUCACCAUUACCAGCUGUAUUCCCAGACAAGUGACCCCGUCAACUAGUUCAUUGAGCUGUGAAACAGCAGUGCAAUCCUCUGCUCAGAGUGGAGAAGAGGAUGAGGAGAGGAAGCAACCUAAGACAAAUGCAGCAAGUGCUAGGGAAAUUCAAACUGACGCAAGUAAAGUGCCCAAAUGGUUCAAACUGCCAGGGAAACGCUAAGAAAUGGGAAGAUAUAAUCAGUGCAGAAGCCGCACAAUAACUUCAUAGAAUGCGAAGCAAAAAUCAUACUUUUUGAUCCACGGAAUUGCGGUUUUUUUUGCUUUUCGUUUUGGAAUAUUGUAUUGAAUGAUCUGAAUUUAUUAAUCGUGUAAAAAGUAGUUCCAGAUUAGUACGAGUUUUACAAUAAAACAAAUGGAGAUUCAG
Messenger RNA from Hemiscyllium ocellatum (epaulette shark), 2157 nucleotides. It is a transcript of the gene aspscr1, whose product is annotated as ASPSCR1 tether for SLC2A4, UBX domain containing. The record is from RefSeq and is a predicted model, not a curated record. NCBI's taxonomy places the organism in Eukaryota, Metazoa, Chordata, Chondrichthyes, Orectolobiformes, Hemiscylliidae. The coding region runs from base 46 to 1953 and encodes 635 amino acids. Gene Ontology annotation, molecular function: protein binding. The transcript has 17 exons.